Linum tenue is the source of this 851-nucleotide messenger RNA. The record is from the annotation of a GenBank genome assembly. Lineage: Eukaryota; Viridiplantae; Streptophyta; Magnoliopsida; Malpighiales; Linaceae.
AUGGAAGAAGGGCAAAGUAAAAGCGUGGCAUCCAAUCUCUGGUCAUCGGCGGAAACGGUGAAGCUCCUACAGAAGUUGUUUGCGGAGGUGGUGGGGACGUACUUUGUGAUCUUCGCCGGGUGCGGGGCGGUGGCGGUGGACAAGAUGUACGGCUCUGUUUCAUUCCCAGGGGUCUCAGUGGUGUGGGGCUUAAUUGUGAUGGUCAUGAUCUACUCCGUCGGCCACAUCUCCGGCGCCCAUUUCAACCCCGCCGUUACCGUCACCUUCGCGAUCUUCCGACAGUUCCCUUUCAAACAGGUAAAAGGUUACUCCUUAUAUCGAUACCACUCUAACAAGCAAACGAGAUUUCAAAUACGAUGGAUUUGUGUAAUACAUUGCGCUAACUGUAUAUCGUCUGAAGAGGCUUACUUUGGUACCGUACCGGUCGGACCUAACCUGCGUUCUUUUGUUCUUGAGAUCAUCAUCUCCUUUCUCCUCAUGUUCGUCAUUUCUGGAGUUGCAACCGACAAUAGAGCGGUUGGGGAACUAGCAGGAAUUGCUGUUGGAAUGACAAUCAUGCUAAACGUGUUUGUUGCCGGGCCAGUGUCCGGGGCGUCGAUGAAUCCGGCAAGGAGCCUGGGUCCAGCUAUUGUGAUGCGUAUAUAUAAAGGAAUAUGGGUCUAUAUUGUUGGGCCCUUUGCGGGCACGAUUUUGGGUGGGUUUGCUUAUAAUCUGAUUAGAUACACCAACAAACCUCUUAGUGAGUUAACUAAGAGUGCAACGCUUCUCAGGAGUGUUAGGGGUUAUCCCUGACCCUCACUAAUUUUGUCACCACAUUGUUUUUGUAGUUAGCAAUCCAAAACUUGACUAUA